AUGGCAGAAUCAAUCCAGGACUUGAGAAUCGCCAUUAUUGGCGCUGGCAUGGGUGGUCUGGCUACUGCUCUUGCAUUGGCCAAGUCAGGCUUCACCAGCAUCCACGUCUUUGAAUAUGCGCACGAUCUCGGCUUUGUGGGCGCUGGCAUCCAUCUAGCACCGAAUAUGUCGCGCAUUCUAGACCGUCUAGGCGUGUGGGAGGAGAUCCAGCGGGAGGCUGUUGAAGCUGAAAAGACUGUUGUACGGGUUGGAUCGACGAAUUCCGAACUGGCCGAUGUCUCGUUCGACCAUAUCAAGCCCACAUAUGGAUAUCCGCAUAUGGUUGGCCAUCGAUCAACACUGGCAAAUGCUCUGUUCAACGGGUGUAAAAAAGAGCCCGCCAUUGCAUUUCACUUCUCCUCUGGCGCAGAGGAGAUCAACUCCUUUGGUCCGCUGCCUUCGUUUACUGUUCUUCCUCGGGAUUCCGGGAUUCCUGCAUAUCGCGUUGAAGCGGAUAUUCUCAUCGGUGCUGAUGGGGUGAAAAGCAAGACUCGAGUUGCGAUGCUGAAUGCUCUUGGUAUCAAAGCGGGUAUACGGGAUACUAACCAAGCUGCGUAUAGAAUUAUGCUGCAUAAAGACCAGAUAAAGGAUGACCCUGAAUUGUUAAAUCUCAUCAACAGAAACCAAAUCACCCGCUGGAUUGGCGAGAAGAGACAGAUCAUCGCGUAUCCCAUCUCCAACCACUCCAUCUACAACAUCGCAACAACACAACUAGAUACCAAUUUUGCAUCCGCCACAGAUGCAACAUAUACCACCCGUGGCUCGAAAUCUGCCAUGCUAAACACAUUCAACGACUUCUGCCCCCUCGUCCGACGAAUGCUCAAUUACGCCCCCGACGGCGAAAUCUGUGAAUGGAAACUCCGCGUCCACGACCCCAUCCCAACCUGGAUCCACCACUGCACUGCUCUUCUUGGCGAUGCAUGCCAUCCUACCCUGCCUCAUCUCGCCCAAGGCGCCGCGCAGGCAAUCGAAGACGCAGCCGUCAUUGCUGUCGUGCUCUCCCGGCUACCAGAUACACAACCGGACUCGAUCAGCCGUGCUCUUCGAGUCUACGAACAAAUCCGUAAAAGACGGGCUGACACGCUCACUGAAAUGGCUGCUGCGUCUGGGCGCACGAUGUAUCUAGGCGAGGGGGCUGCGAAGGACGAGCGCGAUCGUCAAUUUGCGGCGUUGAAGGGGAAUACAAGAGGACCUGUUCCAGAUAGGUAUGCGGAUGCGGAUGUGCAGAGGGGGAUUUACGGGAUGGAUUGCAUGGGGGUUGCGGAUGAGGAGUUUGAUCGGUUGUAUAAUGAGACACCGGAGAAUUAUAUGAUCUGUCGGAUUGAUGCGAAGCUGUGA
This is a messenger RNA of Aspergillus wentii DTO 134E9, 1377 nucleotides long. RefSeq lists its product as uncharacterized. Gene Ontology annotation, biological process: secondary metabolite biosynthetic process. The record is from RefSeq and is a predicted model, not a curated record. Bases 1 to 1377 code for a protein of 458 amino acids. The transcript is spliced from 4 exons. Gene Ontology annotation, molecular function: FAD binding; monooxygenase activity. NCBI's taxonomy places the organism in Eukaryota, Fungi, Ascomycota, Eurotiomycetes, Eurotiales, Aspergillaceae.